AUGGCGAAUGAUAAAAUCAUCUUCUUCAGAUUGUUCACAAAACGUGAAAAACCGGACAACAAAGAAGCCUCGGGCAACAGCAUACAGUCCACACUGCCCAGUCCAAUCGCGAAGGACCUCGUGGAAAAUCCGACAGAGGUGAGCCGGACUGUGCCGACCAAAUACACGGUCACAAUGAAACUGACGGGAGGAUUGUCCAAAGAUUCAGUUGGUCCGCCAAUUCGUCAAACCCUGCUCACUCCGUCGGCUGAUCAACUGACUCGAAGGUCCUCGACACGAAGUGUGCGAAGAUAA
Messenger RNA from Echinostoma caproni, 294 nucleotides. NCBI's taxonomy places the organism in Eukaryota, Metazoa, Platyhelminthes, Trematoda, Plagiorchiida, Echinostomatidae. The record is from the annotation of a GenBank genome assembly.